This is a messenger RNA of Serendipita indica DSM 11827, 1614 nucleotides long. The record is from the annotation of a GenBank genome assembly. NCBI's taxonomy places the organism in Eukaryota, Fungi, Basidiomycota, Agaricomycetes, Sebacinales, Serendipitaceae.
AUGCCCCAAGGCGUCCAGAUCCACGCCCGCGUCCAAGGUGCACAGUCGGAUAUUCUCUCAGAACCUGCACUUGCAUUUCUCGUUGCACUUCAUAGGACAUUCAACCCAACACGGCUUGCUCUCCUCGAUGCACGAGACGUCGUUCAGCAGCGACUAGACGGUGGUGAACAGCUCGAUUUCCCCUCGGAGACUGCCCACAUUCGUGCCGACCCUUCGUGGGUAUGCGCUCCCCCAGCCCCAGGACUCGAAGAUAGACGGGUGGAAAUCACCGGACCCACGGACCGCAAGAUGGUCAUCAAUGCCCUCAACAGUGGAGCAAAGACAUUCAUGGCCGAUUUCGAAGACUCCAACUCGCCUUCGUUUCAGAAUAUGCUCAAUGGACAAGUCAACCUCCGUGACGCCAUUCGUCGCCAGAUUGACUUUGAGCAAGGCGGCAAGCAGUACAAGCUCACGGAAAAGCCGGCCACCCUUAUCGUCCGACCACGAGGAUGGCAUUUGGACGAGCCACGCAUCACCGUCGACCACCAGCCCAUGAGCGGCUCCAUCUUUGAUUUUGCUCUCUACUUUUUCCACAACGCCAAGGAACUCAUCGCACGAGGAUCUGGGCCAUACUUUUAUCUCCCAAAAAUGGAGCACUACCGCGAAGCUCGUCUCUGGAACGACAUUUUCAACUUUUCCCAAGCCUAUCUAGGAAUCCCCCUGGGCACCAUUCGCGCCACUGUGCUCAUCGAGACGCUCCCGGCCGCAUUCCACAUGGAAGAAAUUCUCUUCGAGUUGAGACAUCAUUCUAGUGGACUCAAUUGCGGACGAUGGGAUUACAUCUUUAGCUUUAUCAAAAAGCGUAGGCUCGAUAAGACGGCCGUCCUUCCUGAUCGAAAGGACGUGACAAUGGAAUCUGGAUUCAUGGACGCAUACGUUCGUCUUCUCAUCCAGACAUGCCACAAACGCCGUGUGGCUGCUAUGGGUGGCAUGUCAGCUCAAAUCCCGAUCAAGGGUGACGCAAAGGCCAACGAGGUGGCCAUGGCCAAAGUUCGUGCGGACAAGUUGCGCGAAGUGACGGCCGGCCACGACGGUACCUGGAUUGCACACCCGCUUAUCAACAAGAUUGCCAUGGAUGUCUUCAACGAGCACAUGCUCGGUCCUAAUCAGUACCACGUCCGCCGCGAAGAGGUCGUCGUCACACCAAAGGACCUCCUCAAUUCAUCUGUCCCCGGCAAGAUCACCCAUGACGGUGUCAAGAGCAACGCAUCUGCGGCGUUGGCUUACUGUGCUGCGUGGAUCUCUGGAAACGGCUGUAUCCCACUCAACUUUUUGAUGGAAGACGCUGCGACAGCGGAGAUUGCGCGCGUGCAACUCUGGCAAUGGGUCUAUCACAAAGCUCGUCUCGAUACUGGACACCCUAUCACGGCAUCCUAUGUUGAGGGCGUGUUGCGCGAGGUAGCCUCCAACGUCAAAUCGCUCGUCGCUGGUGUACAAGACAAGCAGAUUGCCAUAGCAGUCGAGUACAUGAUCUCCCAAGUCAAGGCUGACCGCGCAAGUGACUUUUUGACGUCGGAUCUCAUGCCAUAUCUCGAAGCUCUGGAUGGUGGCAAAUGGAUCAAGAGCUCACUCUGA